Molecule: messenger RNA, 2828 nt
Organism: Mercenaria mercenaria
Lineage: Eukaryota; Metazoa; Mollusca; Bivalvia; Venerida; Veneridae
Product: tuftelin-interacting protein 11-like
Exons: 17
Coding region: 126-2576 (816 amino acids)
Biological process (GO): spliceosomal complex disassembly
Cellular component (GO): U2-type post-mRNA release spliceosomal complex
Molecular function (GO): nucleic acid binding
Source: RefSeq, a predicted model, not a curated record
AAGGGAAACAACUACAGAAUUAAAACAAAAAAAAACCAAAAAAAAAAAAAAAACAAACAAACACGAUUCCAGUGUUUCGCAGUUUUAUCAUCAUAAAGAGAUUGGCUGGGAUUUAAAAAAGAAAAAUGUCAUCUCCAGAGGUGGAAAACUUUGAAAUAACAGAUGAUGAUGUGUACAAUUCAUUCAAUUUGCGACAGGGACGCAGACAGACAAAAAAUCAGGCUACAUAUGGUAUGUGGGCAGACAAUGACAGUGAUGAUGAGAGACCAGGUUUCGGUGGAGGGAAGAAAAAAUCUGAUUUUACAGCUCCAAUUGGCUUUGUCAGUGGUGGAAUAAAACAAGGAGAUAAAACUUUCAAACCGGGAGAAGAGGAAGUUGAUGAUGAUGAAAAUGAUGCUGACUUUGAUAUUGGAGAUAUUGCCAGGUUAAGUUAUAAAGGGAAGAAGAAGUCAAAAGAUCAGGGGUACAGGCGAGGUGUGUCAGGGACAGCUCCUACUAACAAGGGAGACAUAGGUGACUGGGAAAAACAUACAAAGGGGCUCGGAAUGAAGCUGAUGCAGAAGAUGGGUUUUGAAGUAGGUAAAGGCUUGGGUAAAAACAAACAGGGUAUCACAACACCAGUGGAAGCAGUGAAGCGUAAAGGUCAGAAAGCUGGUAUUGCCUUCCAUGGUUCAGAGAGAUCGGAUAGGUCAUUGAUAGAUUUUCCAGUACAGGAUCAGGAGGCACAGGAGGCAAAAGAGUUCAAGGAGCAGCUGUCACAGUGGAGAAAAGAACCAGAGGGUAAAAAGAAGAAGAUAAAGUAUGUAUAUAAGACAGCACAAGAAGCCAUUGAAAUUGGGAGCAGUAAGAAGAAAGGGGUCAAAAGUCAGAUGUCAAAUGUCAAGGUUAUUGACAUGACUGGUAAAGAGAAGAAAGUACUGACAGGUUACCAUACUAUAUCAAAUCGUCACGAUCGACCAGAUGAUGAUGAUGAUGACAUACCAGUGAUACAGGAGAAGUCGACAACCACGGCAUUCAGUAUGCCCGAACUGACACACAACCUCAACCUACUUGUUGAUAUGUCAGAGGAAGAUAUUGUACAGAAUGAUAGGAAGUUACGCCAUGAGAAGGAUCUGAUCGUGAACAUGAAGUAUGAGAAGGAAAGGCUUGAUACUGUCCUAGAGCAAGAGGAAAAACAGAUAGAACGUCUUGCUAAAGUGUUGGAGAUUAUUGGAACAUGUAAUGAGAGAACAAAUCCUGGAUGCUCUAACCCAGUGACUUUGGACGAAUGUUUGGCAAUAUUUCGAAUACUGCAGAAUGAAUUCUAUACAGAGUACAAGAUGUAUGAACUGGAAACCCUUGCUAUUGCCCUUGUUUUCCCUAUUAUGAGAGAACACUUCAAGAACUGGAAUCCCCUGGCAGACAAGGAGUACGGACUGUCAGUGAUUAAAGAAUGGCAGUAUAUUUUGGGAGAUCCGAACCAUGUAUAUGUCAAGGAUCAGAACAAUAUGGAUGUGUACCAGAGACUGAUCUGGGAUAUAUGGCUUCCUCAUGUCAGAACUGCUAUACUGAAAUGGAGUUGCAGACAAUGUGAUCCAGUGAUAGAGUUGUUGGAGACAUGGAUGCCAUUGUUACCAACUUGGGUGAUGGAGAACAUACUAGACCAGCUUGUGUUACCACGGUUGAUGCAGGAGGUCGAAAACUGGAACCCACUCACAGACACCAUGCCUAUACAUGCCUGGCUACACCCUUGGUUACCUCUCAUGGGAGAUAAACUUGAGCCACUCUAUGCCCCUAUCAGACACAAACUGGGAAAUGCUCUCACAAACUGGCAUCCUUCAGACAGUUCAGCCAAGGUGAUCUUGAAGCCGUGGCAGGGUGUAUUCCGAGAGGGUCACAUGGAGGUGUUCCUGAGGAAAAACAUCUUACCUAAACUAGAAAUGUGUCUGCAGGAGUUCCCUAUCAACCCACAUCAACAAACUCUUGAACCCUUGCAUUGGGUGUUAGCCUGGACAGAAUUGAUAUCACUACGCUACAUGGUUCCAUUAUUUGAGAAGUGUUUCUUUUCUCGCUGGCUACAAGUGCUCUGUACCUGGCUUGGCAACAUGCCAAACUACGACGAGGUAACCAAGUGGUACCUGGGCUGGAAAUCAGUGUUCACAGAGCAGUACCUCACACAUCCUGUCAUUAAAGAGAUGUUUACGAAGGCUCUUGAUAUGAUGAAUCGUGCAGUGUCUGGCCAUUUCCAACCAGGCGUGAAGGAAAAUAUGGCGUAUUUCACUCACACAGAACGAAGAAAUAUAGCAGAACCAAAUACAUCACGAUCCAGUUCUCCAUCUGUAGGGGGACCACUAGAGCCAAGUUUAAAAAGUACAUCAUCAACUUACCCAGCCAGUUUCAGGGAACUUGUUGAAAGAAAGGCUGAAGAGAACAACCUUGUAUUUAUCCCAAUUCCUGGGAAGACACAUGAAGCCAAACAAGUGUACCGGUGUGGGAGAGUGAGCAUGUAUUUUGACCGGAGUGUGGUGUUUAUGAUGGAUGAAAGCAACCAGUUUAUUCCUGUCUCUUUACAGAAGUUAAUUGAAACAGCGAAAUGAAAUAAAUAAGCUUUGUUUGUUUGGUGAUAGUAAUACAUUAACUCAUGUUGUGUUUAAAAAAGGAAGCAAACUGUGAAAGUUAGAGCAUAGAGAAAAAAUAUGUAAAUUGUAACUGUUAGAAGAAUUUCAUACAGAUGUUUUUAAAUGGAUUUAUGUUGCUUCAGAACUUCCAUUUCAGAGUGUCUCACAAUAAGUAUUAAGCAAUUGUCCUCUGUUACUGACAUAUGAUCAAUAAAACAUUUUUCAAAUCUU